AUGCUGCAAGAAAAGGACCAUUUAGAACUUUUGAAACUGUUAGCACGUUAUGAUACGCUGUUAGAACAAUUACAAAGAACCAUGAGUGAAGGUUUUAGCCAGCUUGGCAGGGCUAACUACCAUAAUAAGGAUUCACUAAGAGGUAGAUACGGCAGUGAUUACUGGGAUAAAUCCUAUGAAGGGCAUUUAAGAGUACAAUUAGGUGAAAAAGAAUUGAGUAUUAGACGCCAAGAGGAAAGCGACUCCACCCCCAAGGAGGAACUUCAGGAUGAGAAGUCGUUAAGAAGACGUGGUGGUGAAAAGACAGAAUCAACUGCGAACCCUCGAAAAAAGAAGGACCCCAUCACAAUGUUUGGAGGAGCACUUUCAACUCCUAUGUCACUGAGACAAUCGCAGUCACAUUUCAAAGGAAGCAUUCCAUUAAUGGCCGAAUUGAUUAAUUGUAGGCGACGUAUUGAAUUGAUUAUUACAACGAGCGAAAAGCCAAUAAUAAACUAA
Zygosaccharomyces rouxii is the source of this 498-nucleotide messenger RNA. RefSeq names its product Vma22p (gene VMA22). The record is from RefSeq and is a predicted model, not a curated record. The transcript has a single exon. NCBI's taxonomy places the organism in Eukaryota, Fungi, Ascomycota, Saccharomycetes, Saccharomycetales, Saccharomycetaceae. Gene Ontology annotation, biological process: vacuolar proton-transporting V-type ATPase complex assembly. Gene Ontology annotation, cellular component: extrinsic component of endoplasmic reticulum membrane; Vma12-Vma22 assembly complex. Bases 1 to 498 code for a protein of 165 amino acids.